CGAGCAUUGCGCCUGAUGCAAGCCCUCGCACACCGGUGGAUUAUCAACUAUUCUUGUCGAAAUUUGCAAAUACCAACUAGAUCAUAGGGUUCCCCCCGUUCCCUCACCCCUCUGUCCUGAAUUCCUACCAAACUGGCUGUGACAAUGGGCUCACUCACCCCCCGACACGGCGGCGGACGUCACAAGGUCGUCUGCCUAGACAAUUUCCCUUGCCCGGUCCCCAAGUUCGCAUUCCCGCACGAGUACGUCGAGUACCAGAACACAAUGGGGGAGGACCUGAUCAUCGAGCGCGCCCGCGAUGCCACCAUCAUUAUCACGUCGCGCGUUCCCGUAUCAGCAUACACCGUCGCCGCUUGCCCGCGUCUCGAACUUGUUGCCUUCAUGACCACCGGUACCGACAUUGCCGACAAGAAGGCUUGCCGAGCUCGCGGGAUCGCAGUGUGCAAUGCGCCCGGCGCCAACGCCGAGUCGGUCGCUGAGCACGCUUUCGCCUUGUACUUGGCUGCUAAGCGUCAGGUCGUUGGCCUGCAUCGUGUCACACUUGAAGCUGAGGCAUGGCCUAUGGAGAACUAUGUGUUUCACCUGUACCCGCAGCUACCGCGGGGCUUGAGGCAUGAAGUUUUGGGUAUUAUCGGGUACGGAGCUAUAGGGAGAAAUGCGGAAGCGAUAGGGAAGGCGCUUGGGAUGUCGGUUUUGAUCGCUGAGCGGAAAUCGGUGGCGCCCGAUCAGGUGAGAGUCGGACGGGUGCCAUUUGAGGAAGUAAUCAAGACGUGCACGGUGCUGAUUCUCGGGUGUCCGCUCGAUGAUGAGUCAAGAAACAUGAUUUCAGAGCCCGAGCUCCGGAACAUGAGACCGGACAGCAUUGUAGUUAACGUGGCGCGAGGGGGCAUCAUGAACGAAGCGGCACUGCUGAAGGCGCUAAAGGAAAAAUGGAUUUACGCUGCUGCUACAGAUGUCUUCGUAAAUGAACCGGCGACUAAAGAGGGGUGCCAACUUCUAAGGGAAUGUCCUCCCAAUUUGACGCUCUCUCCGCAUGUUGCGUGGUAUGGGGGUACGUGUCUGGAGAAUUUACAAUUGAGGAUUAAGGAGACGAUUGAAAGUUAUGUAGCGGGGAAAGUCAUUAACUCGGUUCUUUGAAAUUAAUAUACAGAUUAGAUUUGUUAAGUCAUACUAAAUGCCUAUUCCAAUUGCUUUUUAA
Annulohypoxylon maeteangense is the source of this 1198-nucleotide messenger RNA. RefSeq lists its product as uncharacterized. The transcript is spliced from 2 exons. The record is from RefSeq and is a predicted model, not a curated record. NCBI's taxonomy places the organism in Eukaryota, Fungi, Ascomycota, Sordariomycetes, Xylariales, Hypoxylaceae. The coding region runs from base 145 to 1137 and encodes 330 amino acids. Gene Ontology annotation, molecular function: NAD binding; oxidoreductase activity, acting on the CH-OH group of donors, NAD or NADP as acceptor.